Molecule: messenger RNA, 807 nt
Organism: Linum tenue
Lineage: Eukaryota; Viridiplantae; Streptophyta; Magnoliopsida; Malpighiales; Linaceae
Source: the annotation of a GenBank genome assembly
AUGAGUCAACAACAGCCAAGCAGGCCGCAAGCCAUGGACAACGAUCAGGCCGCGGCGGCGUCCAUCAAAUACGGCAACGUUUUCAGCGUCCAGGGGGAUCUCGCUACGAAACCGGUGGCCCCGGGAGACGCAGCCGCCUUGCAAGCCGCAGAGAGCCGGGCGCUUGGCGCUGGGCAGAGCCUCCGAGGCGGGCCCGCCGCCGUCAUGGAAUCCGCUGCUGCAGUCAACUACGGAGCCGGCGCCGUCCACGGGAACCAAGUCACCGACGCCGUCAGAGAAGGUGGGGUUUCCGUCACCGCCACAGACGUCGGCGGCACCCGCAUAGUCACCGAAAGAGUUGCCGGCCAGGUGGUGGGGCAGUAUGUGGACCCGACAGGAGGGGUUCCGUUACAGGUGGCGGCCACCGGAGGAGGUGGUGGUGAUGGGAUAACGGUGGGGGACGCGCUGGAGGCGGCGGCGCUGUCGGUUGGGGACAAGCCUGUGGACCAGGCGGAUGCGGCGGCGAUACAGGCUGCGGAAGUGAGGGCGAUUGGUAGCAAUCGGAUACCGCCAGGCGGAAUCGCGGCCCAGGCCCAGGCGGCGGCCACCCAGAAUGCCAGAACCAUGGGCGACGAGAAUAAGACUACCAUUUCCGAUGUCCUCUCGGACGCGGCGACGAAGCUGGGGGCGGAUAAGGAGGUGACGAGGGAAGAUGCGCAGGGAGUGAUUGAAGCGGAGAUAAGGAACAAGCCGGACAUGCGGACUACUCCCGGUGGAAUCGGCUCUGCUAUGGCAGCCGCCGUCAGGGUUAAUCGUGACAUCCAGUAG